Hibiscus syriacus is the source of this 2891-nucleotide messenger RNA. Its product is annotated as pentatricopeptide repeat-containing protein At1g22960, mitochondrial-like. Gene Ontology annotation, molecular function: protein binding. Bases 171 to 2363 code for a protein of 730 amino acids. The record is from RefSeq and is a predicted model, not a curated record. NCBI's taxonomy places the organism in Eukaryota, Viridiplantae, Streptophyta, Magnoliopsida, Malvales, Malvaceae. The transcript has 2 exons.
AGCCACCAAACCCAGUGAGAGGUGAGAAGGUAGGCUACGCCGCCAAUGGCAAUUUUUCAAAACCCAUUUUCCCUUUCGGUCUCCUUUACUUCCGUUGCCGUUAACAUCUCCUCAGAUUGAAAGAAGGAUCGGUAGUGUUGUGGUUACAACAAUCACCUUAUGAAUCCUCGAUGACCCUUUGCAUAAAAAGAGCUUCAAAAUCUCUGGCCUCCAUCGCCCCUCUCUCUCUCUCUUGCAAGUUCCCUUCCUCUUUCUCUCUUCUCCACAGCUUCCCUUCCCCAGCCCCCAUCUCUCCCCUUGAACCCGACUCCUCCUCCGAAACCCAUUACAAACAACUCGUCUUCAACACCAUUGAUGAAAAGCCCUGGGCAUUUUGCAACACCAACUGGGUUUCCAAUCACUUCCAUUCCAUCAUUGUCGAUCCCCAUUUGUUUAUCAAAGUUCUUAAUUCGAUGAGAGAAAGACCCGAUAUUGCUUUGAGGUUCUUUAGGUGGGUCGAGAUGCAACCUGGUGUUAAAAGAUCUGAGCUUGUCUUCUCCGUUAUGCUUGAUAUUUUGGUUGAGAAUAAUUCGAUGAGAUCAGCUUAUUGGGUCAUGGAAAGGGUCAUCGCGUUUGAUAUGCAUAGUAUUGCUGAUGUCUUGAUUUGUGGGUACUUGAAACUUGAGGUUACGGUUAAGUUGCUUGAUCUUUUAUUGAUGAUUUAUUCCAAUAAAUUUAUGGUUGAUCGUUGUUUGUGGGUAUUUAAUAAGAUGGUUAGAAAUGGGUUGCUGCCGGAUGUGAAGAACUGUAAUAGGGUUCUUGCUAUGCUUAGGGACAAAUCUCUUGUAGCUAAAGCAAGCGAUGUGUAUAGGAUGAUGAAGGAAUUUGGGAUUAAGCCAACUAUUGUUACUUAUAAUACCAUGCUGAAUUCCUUUUGCAAGGAAGGAGACGUGCAAAAAGCGAUUGAGCUCUUAUCAGAAAUGCUGAUGGAACGGUGUUUUCCAAAUGAGGUGACUUAUAAUGUUUUAAUUAAUGGUUUAACAAAGAACUACAAAUUAGAGCAAGCUGAGGGACUUAUUAGGGAGAUGUUGAAAUUGGGACUGAAAGUUUCUGCAUACACCUAUAAUCCUUUGAUUUGUGGGUAUUUUAAGAAAGGGUUGGUUGUUGAGGCCUUAAGCCUUAGGGAAGAGAUGGUAAAUAAAGGAGUUGAUCAUACAGUGGCAACAUAUAAUACAUUCAUGUAUGGCCUAUGCAGGUGGGGAAGAAUGGACGAUGCCAGACAGCAGUUCAAUGACAUGCUGAAGAGGAAUAUGAUACCAGAUGUCAUUUCAUAUAAUACUCUAAUGUAUGGGUAUUGCAGGAUAGGAAACAUUUGGGAGGCUUUUCACUUGUUCAAUGAGUUAAGAUUUCGAGGCCUUGUUCCUACUGUUGUUACGUAUAAUACUCUCAUUGAUGGUCUAUGUAGAGCAGGGUACCUGGACCUUGCUCGGUAUCUCAAGGAUACCAUGAUUGGUCAGGGAAUUUUCCCUGAUGUUUUAACCUAUACAAUCUUGGUAAAUGGAUCCUACAAUCUUGGCAAUCUAUCUGCGGCGAGGGAUCUUUUCAAUGAGAUGUUGCAUAAUGGUUUGGAGCCUGAUCGAUUUGCUUAUACAACUCAAAUAGUAGGUGAAUUGAAGCUUGGUGAUCCUGCAAGAGCAUUUAGUAUAGAAGAACAAAUGGUCGCAAAGGAAUUACCACCUGAUGUAAUUAGCUAUAACGUUUUUGUGCAUUGGCAUUGCAAAUUGGGUGAUCUCAAAGAAGCCUGUAAUUUUUUGCACAAGAUGAUUAGCGUUGGUCUUCUUCCAGAUCAUGUAACAUACACUACCAUCAUUCAUGCUUACCUAGAAAGUGGGCAACUGAGGAAAGCUAGAGAAAUGUUCCACGAGAUGCUGAGCAAGGGCUUAUCCCCAUCAGUGGUAACUUACACAGUCUUAAUUCAUGGACAUGCUGCUAAGGGUUUUUUAGCAUUGGCAUUUAUGUAUUUCUCAGAGAUGCAGGAGAAAGGUGUUCUGCCAAAUGUUAUAACCUACAAUGCUAUGAUAAACGGCCUUUGCAAAGUGAGGAGAAUAGGUCAAGCUUACAAGUUUUUUGCUGAGAUGGAAGCGAAAGGAAUACUUCCUAAUAAGUAUAGCUACACCAUACUAAUAAACGAGAACUGUGACAUUGGAAAUUGGCAAGAGUCCUUUAGGUUGUACCAAGAAAUGCUAGAUAGAAAAAUUCUGCCCGACUCUUGUACACACAAUGUACUCUUGAAGCAAGUUGACAAGAACUGUAAAUUGCAUGCAGUUCGUCACCUAGAGACUUUAAUUCUAGAAUGUAAAGAAGCUGACAGCGUUGAGACUUGAUAUAGCCUUUAAGAGGGUUCUAGAUUUCCCAUGUAGAUGGUGAGAUCGAUGCAUACUUGAUUUUGGAGAAUUGUCGCAUUCAAUUUAAAGCUACUCCAAGGAUCAUUAUCUAAAUACCAUUGGGCGAGUUGAUUUUGUAGCAGACCCACAUCUUGUCAGUCAGCUGAGUAUACAGAUCUCCUUGUUGUCUUCUUGGGCCAGUACUUGGAGCUAAUAUUACACACUAAGUCAACAACAGGUAUACAGAUGAAUUUAGUACUGUGUCAAGUUGUUUCAAAUAAAAUUUCUGAUAAAAUGUAUUUUCAUUCUUUUAAUAUUUUUGAGAAAUGAGAAAGGUGUGAUUGGACAUGGGGUGAGGGCUCUUUUUGUAAUAUUGUAAUGGCUAUUGUCAAAUUUUGAUAGUCCCUCUUUUCCCCCCAAAUUUUCAAUUGGUUGUAAAUCAUUAAUAAGAGGUUUCUAACUAGCUUUUAUAUUUUGACUCACAUCAUAGUUAAAGGUGGGAUGAGCAGGGCAAGUUGAGGAGCAAAC